GAGAAUAUUUCGUUACAAAUGUAAGAAAAUAUAUCAACAAAGUUCAAGCCAACUUUAAAUUGUCACAUGAGCUAAAAAAACCAAAACAAAAUCCAAUUCUGAUCAAUUGAAUUUUAAUUUAACAGCUUUAGUUUCAUUUUAUUAUUUAUUUAAGAAUAGUUAUAAAAUUUGUCAUGACACCUUUCAAAAAAGAAUCUGAUGAACCUCCUGAAGAAAACAUCAUUGAUAACGUUCCGAUUGAAGAACUAAGUUUACAAGACGUCGACCUUGAAGCCUACCAGCAAUUAAGCAAUGAGUUGGAUGAAAUCAACAACUGUCUUGAUGCACUGGAGAGAAAAAACGACAGUCUCAAUGAAGAGCUGUUUAAAUUGCUGGAAGAGAGCAAACAGAUCAGAUCUGAGUUACAGGAAGCAGCAUCUAAUAUGAGUAAUGAUAAAUGAGAAGCAAAUUUGUUCAUGUAUAAAAGUAUUAUCUUGUUAAUUAAUGAAAAAGUGAUGUAAUUUGAAUGGAUUAUUUAUUUGGUGUUUUAUGAAUCAAGAUGUAGAUAUUAGCUUUAUUAUUACUUUUGUGUGCAUGGGAAUGUGUAUCCAGAAAUAUAUGUGUAUAUAUUUUUAAAUGACUUAAAAUUUUUAUGUUGUUUUGACUUAAAAUACACUUUUGAAUUCAAUUGGUUUGUGAAUUAAAACUUCUAAGCAUUAAAAAAUACACCUAAAGACAAUUUUCUGUGGGCAGUUCCACCAUUUGCUUAUUUUAAAUGCAUAUAACUCAAUUAAAAAAAAUUGUGCAGUUCUGAAAUAGAGUCUUGGGGAAAUUUACACUUACUCCAAUGUUUAAAAAUUUUUAGAAACUAAAAAAGUUUUUAAAAAUUUAAAAUUUUUACAGUUUGUACUAUGGACAAGUUGUACAGAUGUAGCUUGUUGCAGUGUUACGACUGUAGCACCUAGUUUUUAAUUUUUUUAAAGUUAAUGUAGCUAUUAUUAAAUUAAUAUAGCUACUAUUAAACUAAUUAAGUUAAUACAGUUAGAAAGUUACUUAAAAUUAGAGAAAUUGUUAAUAAAACCUAGACUUAUUUUUCCAUAAAUUAUAAGUAUUGCUUGAAUUUUUUAUGAGUUUGAUGCUAUUAAAGUCUAACAAUGCAACAUUUGUAAAGGGUGGAGUUCCUCAAUUGUAUUUUACUAUUUGGUGCAGUUAUCACCCCAUAAAAAUUUUUAAAUACAUCUUAAUAUUUUCAUUGGUAUGUUACAUUAAGAUUAAAUUUUUGAAAACUAUUAUAUGAAUAAAUAAUGUAAUUUAAGAAAUGCUGGAAUUUCAAUAAAGUUCAGUGUAUGUAAUUUUUUAUUUGUAAAGAAUUUUUCUUGGCUUUCAAAAUUCAUGAUGUAUACUGAAUUCACUGUCUGUCAUAUCAUGUACUAUUACUAAAUGCUUUUCUUUUACUUUGAAUUUAUUUAAUUUAGAAAUAACUAGUUAUUCUAAAUCCAAUAACUAGUAGCUUUUCAGUGUCUGUUACAUUGCUUCCAAUCAUAACAGUUAUUCUUUUCUAACUCCCUUUUUCCCUGUAACAGUUUUCCUUUUUAAAACUAAGUCCUUUCGUGUAAUCAUUUGAAAAUACUUGUUUCUUCUGUUUUAAAGACAUCAGGAUUGUAGUCCACUAGCAAAGAAGGAAACACAUUACAACUGCAUUGCAUUGUUGAUAGUGAUCUUCACUAUCAACCUAGGCGUUUGUUUAGUACAUAAUGCAAAAUUUUCUUUCCUCUGAAAUGCUUAACCUAGCAGUUCCCAAACGUUGUUCCUUAGAGCCCUGUGUAUUCUGUGAAAGAGUUAAAAGGACUCUGUGAAUUAAAUACUUUUUAUUACCUAUGAUGAGUUUUGAAACUUCUAAUUAUAUUUCAAUCGAACUCAUAAUUCAUAAUUUAUUUAAUCUUUUGGUUGCCUCUAUGAAAUUACUUCAAUUAAAAUACCAAUGUAAUAAAAAUGGCAUUUUUGAAAAUAAAAUAUGAUAUUUCUAAUAACAAUAUAUUGAACAAAUUAUGAUAAAAAAAGGCAUUUGUAAAACAUUUCAUUAAUAUUUUCUAUCACGCUUUUUGAAUCAAAAUCAAAUAGCUAAAUUCUUUAAUAAAGAAAGAUGUUUCCCUAAUUACCAUUUAUAGCAAUUCUUUAAAGUUUUCUUUUCGAAGUAAACCAUUAUUCGGCUUAUUUUAUUCAUUUCCAGCUUAUAUACACCAAAAACAAAUUCAUAAUAAUAAUAUUAAGCUAUUGAAGAAUAUCAUAUAUAAUUUUUGUAAAAAGAAAAAAGUUAUGAAGUAUUUAUCAGUGAAAAAAGAUUUAAGCAUUAGAAAACUUAUAAAAAUGUAACAUCUGCCACCAUGGAAUUGUCCAUUAAACUUAUAUUCAGUAUUUUCUUGUUACUGUUGUUGAUAUCAAAAUUGUUUUGUACAACAGUCAAGCAUGUUAUAUUAAUUUGAAUUUAUAUUUUGUUUUAAAUAUAAAUUUCCGUAUUCUACGCAUGCAUUUAAUAAAUUUAGUUAUAAUAGUAUUUCUGUUAUUGUUAAUAUUGAAGUUCUUUAAAAAAAACUGUAAUUUAAUAAGACUUAGUUUCACUCAAAAUAUUCAAUUCUCAGAAUUUAAUUCAUCAGGUUAAAACUAUCAUUUGCACAUUUAUUGAUACCUUAUCAUACCUGAGCCAAAAAUUUAAAUCAAUUUAUAAUUUUCCAUAUUUAGAUUCUUUUUGUACAUAUAUUAUAAAUCUAUUUUCAGAAAUCGAACAGGUUUUGAAUUUUUUUUAAAGAUUUUUCUUUUUUUGAAAAUUGCAUUUUAAAAAUAUAGUUAUUCAUACAGUUUAGGUUUUCAAGGGAAAAAAAGACAAGCAAAAACUACAGUAAAUGUUAAGUUGUGUGAUUCCUUUAUAUCCUGA
Parasteatoda tepidariorum (common house spider) is the source of this 2911-nucleotide messenger RNA. Its product is annotated as bublin coiled-coil protein. Lineage: Eukaryota; Metazoa; Arthropoda; Arachnida; Araneae; Theridiidae. The record is from RefSeq and is a predicted model, not a curated record.